This is a messenger RNA of Toxorhynchites rutilus septentrionalis, 639 nucleotides long. RefSeq lists its product as uncharacterized. Gene Ontology annotation, molecular function: DNA binding. The record is from RefSeq and is a predicted model, not a curated record. The coding region runs from base 90 to 530 and encodes 146 amino acids. NCBI's taxonomy places the organism in Eukaryota, Metazoa, Arthropoda, Insecta, Diptera, Culicidae. The transcript has 2 exons.
CCUGUGUUUCAGCUUUUUAACAGGGAAAAAGUAAUUAAAAGUGAGUAAACAUCAUUUUCUAACGACGAUUGACCGUAAUUUUUUUAGAUAUGGGACGAACAUUCAAGCCAAAAAUCCCAAAACGUGAUCCGGCGAUACUCCGUUCGGCGGUUAAAGCAAUGAAAUCCGGAUGGUCACUUCGCGCAGCCGGACGUGAGUUUGGAAUUCCUCGAUCAACUUUAUUAUUACAUCGAAAGAAUAAUGAACAUGGACCGCCGAACGAGGAGGAAAGAGCCGUGGGACAGUCGAACGAUCAGGUGGACAAUAUUAAAAUUGUGGAGAGAGGCCACAGAAUGGUGUUCAACGCUUCACAAGAAACAUCUAUCGAAAACCACCUUCUGCAUGCGUCAGACAUUUAUUUCGGAUUGACAUCGGUUCAAGUGCGAGCCUUGGCCUAUGAAUUUGCCAGACAACUGGAUGUUGACUAUCCGCCAUCUUGGAAUCGGGAUGAAUUGGCCGGCUUAGAAUGGUUUCGCUUUUUCAUGUCCUGACAUCCAAAAUUAUCGCUGAGAAAACCUGAAGCCACUAGCUUAGGCAGAGCCAGCGCAUUUAAUCCAACGAAUGUUGCUGCCUUCUUCGCUAAUUACUUUCAUGUAAUGA